UUCCAGUACAGUAGGUGGCGGUGUAUGCACCUUAAAUGAGACGCGAUCCGCCAACAAAUUCCCAAAGAAGAAGAAGAAGAAGAAAAGUGGAACAUCUUCAUUUAUCCAUCAUCUUUGGCCUAUAUCUCUGUAGGGUUGAUUUUCCAGAGGAACACACGUCCAGCAGGUAACCAGUCAUCAGCCAUGGCAUCUCUCAGCAGCUCUAACACAGCCUUUGCCUUGGAGCUGUACCACACUCUGGGUCAGACCAACACAGGCAACAUCUUCAUCUCCCCAUUCAGUAUCAGCUCAGCUCUGGCCAUGGUCUACCUGGGGGCUAAAAGAGACACAGCUGCUCAGAUGGCAAAGGCUCUGUCAUUCAACUUCACCAAAGACAUUCACACAGAUUUCCAGACACUCAAUGCAGAUAUCAACUCUCCCUCUGCAACUUACAUCCUGAAACUGGCCAACCGUCUGUAUGGAGAGAAGACCUGCAACUUCCUGACCGAGUUCUUAGAAUCCACCCAGAAGUUCUACCGUGCAGAUAUGAAGGCAGUAGACUUCCUCAGAGCAGCAGAGGAGACCAGAGGACAAAUCAACAGCUGGGUGGAGCAGCAGACGGAAAAUAAAAUCAAAGAUCUGCUGAAGCAAGGGACAGUCAGUGGUUUGACAAGGCUGGCUCUAGUCAAUGCCAUCUACUUCAAAGGAAACUGGUUGAACAGAUUUGACCAGAAAGACACCAAAGAGAUGACCUUCAAAAUAAACCGGAGUGAGAGCAAGCCAGUUCAAAUGAUGCACCAGAUAAAGAAGUUCCCCUUUAACUAUGUCCCAGACUAUAACCUCCAGGUCGUGGAGCUUCCCUAUGUGGAUGAGGAGCUCAGUAUGUUUGUCCUGCUGCCUGAGGAGGCCACUGACGGAUCUGAUCAUCUCGUGAAGACACUGGUUUCCUUACCCUGUAAGCAGCCGAUUGACAAGCUGGAGAGCGAGCUGACCAUGGAGAAACUGAACGAGUGGACCACCAGGUCCAACAUGGACACGGGCACGGACAUCAUAGUUUAUCUGCCCAAGUUCAAACUGGAGGAGGACUACGAGCUGAAUGAUCCCCUGGUCCAGAUGGGCAUGAAGGAUGUGUUCGUCGGGGGCAUGGCCGACCUGUCUGGGAUGAAUGGGAAGGGGGGGCUCUUCCUGUCUACGGUGGCCCAUAAGGCCUUUGUGGAGGUGAACGAGGAGGGGACGGAGGCUGCAGCCGCCACUGCUGGGAUGGUAGCGCUCUGUAUGUUCCGAGAGGAACACUUCACGGCUGAUCACCCCUUCCUCUUCUUCAUCAGGCACAAUAAGACCAAAAGCAUCCUCUUCCUUGGGAGGUUCUCCUCUCCUCAGUAGAAUAGUUAAAACUAGUAGAGAGGAUUUAACAUAAUUUACAACAAUUAUUUGACAGGGGCAUUUAACAUCAAUUAACAUUUCUGUAAAUGUGCCAUAUUUAUCCAGGUAGCUAGUUCCAUUAGCACUUGAUUUAAUCCACUAUAAAACCAAAUAAAGGAGAAUGUCUAAAUGA
Molecule: messenger RNA, 1534 nt
Organism: Oncorhynchus keta (chum salmon)
Lineage: Eukaryota; Metazoa; Chordata; Actinopteri; Salmoniformes; Salmonidae
Gene: serpinb1
Product: serpin peptidase inhibitor, clade B (ovalbumin), member 1
Exons: 8
Coding region: 184-1362 (392 amino acids)
Biological process (GO): negative regulation of endopeptidase activity
Molecular function (GO): serine-type endopeptidase inhibitor activity
Source: RefSeq, a predicted model, not a curated record